UUUACAAGUUUCUUCUAUAUAUCUUAUGCAUUCACAACCUAUUUCAAAUAGUAAAAUAUUAUUAGCUUCUAGUUCGCAAGUUUUUUCUAUGUGUUUUGCAUAUUCAAAUAGUGAAAUAUUACAAACUUCAGUUUUUCCUAUGUAUCUUAUAUAUCCACAGCCUAUAUUAGAUAAUGAGAAUAGUGUAUUGAUUAAUUCUGGUAUAUCAGACAUGAACAAAGAUUUAGAUAUUAACAAAAAUUCAGAUAUGAAUAAAGAUUCAAACAUGGACAAAGAUCAAAAUAUUGACUUUCGUGAUCAAAAAAAGCUUGAGAUUGUUUCUAAUUUAGUAUUUUUAAAUUAG
Dentiscutata erythropus is the source of this 343-nucleotide messenger RNA. Lineage: Eukaryota; Fungi; Glomeromycota; Glomeromycetes; Diversisporales; Gigasporaceae. The record is from the annotation of a GenBank genome assembly.